GGAGUAAGUGGUGUAAGUUUUGGUCCUUAGUCGGCUUGUUUGAAACUGCAGUGGGCUUUUUAUUGGAAAAUCUGGUUGAGGGUAACUCAAGCGGAGGUUAAAGGAUUUCCAUUGUCCUUCGCAGAUAGGUACUUUAGUUGGUGAUUAACAUGAUGAGAUAUGAUUUAUGCAAAUACUGUGGUAAUGAAUCACGUGAUGCAUUUUUACGAGAAAUGACGCAAUCAGUAAGUCUGGAGAAAGUUUGUGUACCAGACCUAGACUUAAUAAUAAGCACACUUGUAAUUUGGGGUGUGAUUAGAGACUUUGUGAAGCCGAUUGCUACUCCUGAUGGAAAGUGACAAAAGUGAACAGCAGCUACAACAACAAGAAAGACUAGUACAGUUGUGAAGAGGUGAUGCACCGUAGAUCAAAGGUACGAGGUCAAAGUGUAGGCCUCAAGGUAAGGCGGGAACAUACCUGUAUGCUUGAAUACAUCUUGACAUUCCGGUCAAUUAGAUGCAUUGACACCUACCUUUUCGCUGUGACGACAAGGAAGUUAGAACAGUGAGAAAUACUGCAAGUACGGUGUUUAGGUUCUUAUACACUAAGUGGGCAGGGACGGCCUUCGAGAAUUGUGGGACUUUAUCCGCUAGUUCUGCUGUUCAACAAGAGACAUGGCGGAAUCUGGUGGUCGGAACCAGGUUGCUACAAUGCAGUGGACUGGAUUUCGCGUCUCCAUGACAACACUGAUGAUGAUUAUGGGUGUGGUGGCUGUGCUGAUUGCGCUCCUACCGGCUAAGGCGCAACAGCCUCAUGACAAAUCCCUUCGGACCACGUCCACACUGACAGACACUGGGGCUAGUGCCGAUGAGGCGGACAUGGGCAGUGCGCGCGUGGCCCCCGAGGGUGGAGUGCGCGUCCGUAAGGCACGUAGCCUCUGGGGACGGCGGCGGCGGCGAGCUAGCUGUCCUUGUGUGUCAUAUUGCCCACGGAGACGCUGUGGUGGUUGGUACUGGUAUCGUCGCUGCCGUGUGGUGGGUCACUACUGCUGCAAUCGCAGGUGUUCCUUUUAUGUGGGAUAAUGCGUCCUACACAGGUACACAAUGUAACAGUCACGUAUGCGACUGGACACGGUUAGACGUUUCAGGUAGCACCUACUACCUUUCGUCAUGGACUGCACAAGAUCUGCAGUUC
This is a messenger RNA of Branchiostoma floridae (Florida lancelet), 1173 nucleotides long. RefSeq lists its product as uncharacterized. Bases 654 to 1061 code for a protein of 135 amino acids. The record is from RefSeq and is a predicted model, not a curated record. Lineage: Eukaryota; Metazoa; Chordata; Leptocardii; Amphioxiformes; Branchiostomatidae. The transcript has 4 exons.